This is a messenger RNA of Nematocida minor, 1026 nucleotides long. RefSeq names its product UDP-N-acetylglucosamine/UDP-N-acetylgalactosamine diphosphorylase. The coding region runs from base 1 to 1026 and encodes 341 amino acids. NCBI's taxonomy places the organism in Eukaryota, Fungi, Microsporidia. Gene Ontology annotation, molecular function: UDP-N-acetylglucosamine diphosphorylase activity. The transcript has a single exon. The record is from RefSeq and is a predicted model, not a curated record. Gene Ontology annotation, biological process: UDP-N-acetylglucosamine biosynthetic process.
AUGCAUUUACUACUAAAAGACGACCCAGAGAGAAAGCAGCUGGGAGACAUAGGCAGUGAAAUGGUGGAAGAAAAAAAAGUAGCAGUUCUUACCCUUGCAGGAGGAAGCGGCUCCAGACUGGGGUACAGCAAGCCCAAGGGGACUUUUGUCCUUCCAACAGAAAAUACCCCCAAACUCUCUCUUUUUCAGAGACAAGCCAAGAAGAUAUUCGCCAUGGGAGCACCUUGGGUUAUAAUGGUCUCGAAUGAAACAAUCAGCCAGACAAUAGAGCAUUUGCAGACAGAUGUUCUUACUCUUUUUGACAUGGAGGUAUUCUUGAUCACGCAGCAGGAUAUAGAUGCACUGGACCUGAAGACAAGAGAGCCCCUUGUAAAUGAACAGGGUGCAACAAUUAAAGUGCCCAAUGGCAAUGGAUCUGUAUUUAAAACUCUUAAAUCAAGCGAGUAUGUCUCAGUUACGAAGACUGCUGUCACGCCGCAUAAUUCUUCAAUCGUGUCCAAGCUGGCAGAGGUUAAGUACUUCAACGUCAUCUCUGUGGACAAUGUGCUGGUUCGCAUUGCUGAUCCUGAGAUGGUAGGGUAUGCAAAGAAGUACUCACUGGAGGUGGUGAGUGCUGGCAUCCCAGAGGCACCGAAUAAGAAAAUGGGCGCCUUUGAGCUGCAUGGGGACAAGAUAGAAGUGACUGAGUACACAUGCGAGGACAGCAGUAAACAGCCGCUGGUGAACAAAGAAGGAAAAAAGUUGGUGAACAUAGCAAACCAUCUUAUAAGCAAAGAGUACAUCCAAAGAAUGAACGCAGACGACAUUCCCUACAAUGAGGCAAUAAAGAAAAUACCGCACAAAGGAAAUCCAGCACCGGAAUCACCAAAUGCAAUAAAAAGAGAACUCUUUAUAUUUGACGGGUUCAAGUGGGCUAAGAACCACGGAGUGGUGGAGUACGGAUGGGAUGCCUACGAAGGCUUGAAAAAUAAAGAAGGAAGCGCAGACAGCAUUGCAACAUGCACGCAGUCUCUGGACAAUCAAUAA